Messenger RNA from Neoarthrinium moseri, 1587 nucleotides. RefSeq lists its product as uncharacterized. Lineage: Eukaryota; Fungi; Ascomycota; Sordariomycetes; Amphisphaeriales; Apiosporaceae. The transcript has 6 exons. Gene Ontology annotation, molecular function: RNA binding; ribosome binding; translation elongation factor activity. Bases 1 to 1587 code for a protein of 528 amino acids. The record is from RefSeq and is a predicted model, not a curated record. Gene Ontology annotation, biological process: positive regulation of translational elongation; positive regulation of translational termination.
AUGGCAACGCCGUCGCCUUUGGCUUUCAGGGGUAAAACGGGACCCGCCAGAGUCUCGGCUCUGAUCCUACGCUGGACGUACCGGCAUCUGGCUGGCUCUGAAACGAAAAAGCAGGAAAGCUUUCCUGAAGAGCGUCUCCAGGCUCUUGCAAUGGGCCCAUCAAUGGAGAUUGGGAGCUAUUCGCUCGUGGCGGUAUCCGAGGCAGCUGAAUGGCUGGAUCGAGAUAACUCCCAGGCAGGCCAGGCCGCGCAUCCGGGCACAUCCGCGACCUGGGCUCUUGCGAGAGCUGACCUCGAGCGCGGAGGGAGCGGGCUAGUGUGCUCUGUCGGGUCUGUCACAGCGGGCUCAGCGGGCUCAGUGGGCUCAUUUCACCCCAAGUGGACCCUCCGUCAGGUCGCCAAUCUGGACUUUGAAGCCCGAGUUCCCGUGCCCUUCAGCAUCUUCCCUUCGUCUUACAAAGACAAGGCUGAGGCCGUCGAGACCACCACCCAGACCCACGAAGAGGUCGAGAUCAAGCUUCCCGCCAAGAAAGCCGGACGGGAAGGUCAAUACUCUUCAUCCUCUGCCUCUGUCCACCUCCCUCCUCGCGGAGAGCAACGCUACAGCGAAGAAGAGGUCCGUAUCACACGUGAAGAGGAACGUCACCACCGUCCCGGUGUCCACCGCGAGUACUACGAGGAACGCAAGCCUGCUACUUCCUACUCCGAGACUUUCGUCGAGGUUGACCGCCAGCACCGCCCGCAGUACAGCGCCAUUGAUCAGAUCGAGCGCCAAUACCGCAGCCGCUACCAGCCCUCUUACCAAGAGGACGUCCGCGUAGGCACUACUGUCGACGCCCACAGCUCGCACGCUUCUCGUCCCGUCUACGACGAGCAAGUCCGUAUCACCGAGACUACCGUCGACGCCUCCAAGCCCCAGCCUUCCUACCACAAGGAGACCAAGGUUGUUGAGGAAACCGUUGAGUAUCCUCGCUCAUUCCACUCCGGCGCUCAAAAGUCUAGAAUGGGAUAUUACGACGAAGACGGCCACUACCACAGUUUCCGCCACGGUCUUCACAAGAUGGCCGACAAAGUUUUCCACCACCACCACGACCACGUCGAGACUCGUGCUCCCCGUGUUGUGUCGUCGGAGCCGGCGGCUAUCCCCAACACCGUCACCAUCCCCUGCCACCACAUCCGCAUGGGCGACAUCCUGAUGCUCCAGGGCCGCCCUUGCCAGGUCAUCCGCAUCUCUACCUCGGCUGCCACCGGCCAGCACCGUUACCUCGGUGUCGACCUGUUCACCAAGCAGCUGCAUGAGGAGUCGUCCUUCGUCUCCAACCCUGCCCCCAGCGUCGUCGUCCAGACCAUGCUCGGCCCCGUCUUCAAGCAGUACCGUGUCCUCGACAUCCAGGAUGGCUCCGUCGUCGCCAUGACCGAGACUGGUGACGUCAAGACCGGCGUCCCCGUCACUGACCAGUCUGGCCUCUGGAGCCGCCUGUCCAAGUCCUUCGAGUCUGGCCGCGGCAGCGUCCGUGUCCUCGUCCUCAACGACGGUGGCCGCGAGCUUGUCGUCGAUGUCAAGACCAUCCACGCUUCCAGCCUCUAA